Molecule: messenger RNA, 2779 nt
Organism: Galleria mellonella (greater wax moth)
Lineage: Eukaryota; Metazoa; Arthropoda; Insecta; Lepidoptera; Pyralidae
Product: MATH and LRR domain-containing protein PFE0570w-like
Exons: 7
Coding region: 181-2640 (819 amino acids)
Source: RefSeq, a predicted model, not a curated record
GUAAUGUAUUGUUACUGGUUGAAAAUCAUUAAAAAAAAUUAUGAAAGAUCUCGAGUUUUUCCAUUUUGAUGCGUCAAAACAAUUGCAAUGGCGGGUCUUGAUACAAAAUUUUAGUGUCUUUAUUUUUUAUAUUUAAAUUAUGUGUUGAUUAACAAAUUAUAUGUAAUAUAAGAAGUAUCCAUGGACAACAGACCUGAAGUUGAUAAAAUUGCCCAAAGCCUAGCAUUUAAAGUAGAAGCAACUCCACAAGAUAAUGGAUUAGAAAUAACAAGUACAUCUAAGAUUACUCCCCUAAAUUUUAAAAUUAGGAUUCGAAAGAAAAAUGAGGCUGCUGUACAAAAAGGUAUUCUGUCAGUGCCCAAAUUAAAUGUUCCAGAAAGAAUUCGCCUUAUUAGUAGUGAUCAGACCAUAAUGUCUUUUGAUAUGCUCAUGGAAGCUGUUAUAAAUAAGAAAUAUUCAAGAAAAGCAACGCGAAGAUUCUUUGGAGGAUGCUUUAAAAAUGGGUGCGACCAAGACGACUCUCCUUAUAUAAAAAAAAUAUCCAAAAGUAAGCUUUAUGGCGAAGAUAUAACAAGUAGAUCUGCUGGAGUAAUAAACAAUAGCAUUCUCGUAGCAAAAAACAAUGAUCAGUUAAAUAGUAACCCCAAGCAGCCUAAUAAGAAAACACAGCACGACUAUUUUGGGAAAUGUAAACCAGGAGGAUGUUUGGAUCCCCCAUUUGAUGAAGAUAAAUAUUCGUAUGAACCUGACAAAGAACAAAUAUUAUUUGAUAAUUCAAAGAACUAUAAUAUACUCAAAAUUAAGAAAAAUGAUGGACAAAAUUCAAUUAUUGAUAGAUUGUCCAUUGAAAAAUCAUCGGACAGAGUUCAAAAUAAAUCUAGUGUCUUGAGCAUCUUAAGUUUGUAUCAGGCACAGUUUUUGAAUAAUUCCUUAGAUUCAAAAUAUUCCGAUUCUAUUAUAACUUACCCACCUACCCUAUCCUCAAGUGAAAUAUUAACCGAAAAAUACAUUAAUGAAAAGAAUAGAAUUAAUGGAGAUAAAUCAAGAAAAUCGUUUAAUGAAUUUUAUGAGACCUAUUUUAUACCAUCGAAAACAACAAAAAAGUACAUUAAUAAGAAAGCAUCAAUAAUAAGCCACACCAACGAGCGAUUCAAAGACCCAACGACAUUAAAUAAUAAAGUACAAAAAGAAAUUGAGGGAAAUUCAAUUGAAUUUAUUAAACCUUAUCAAAAUGAAAAUAAAACACAACAAAUAGUCAUUUCCACAGUCAGUAAAGUUAAUCAAAAUUACAUCGAUCAGCCAGAAAAAGAACAUUUAUAUGAAGAUACUACUACUGAACUUAUUUCCAAAACUCUAUAUGAACCAUUAGUAGAACCUGAAAAUAUUAUGUUACUGACUUUAGAUCUUAAAUCCGAUAAAAUUAUUACAGAUAAUCAAACUGACAAUAAAAUUACUCAGAAUGAAGUAAUUGCAAAUGAUAACAAUUCCUAUAUUUCUAUAAAUAGAAAAAGUGGAAGUAAAAUGAUUUCAUCUAAUUUUACAGACAAUGUACAAGACAAUUAUAAUUUUCAAACAAAUAGUAAAGAUUUAGAUAAGGUCUAUGAGAAUAUCACAAAUUCUACUAGAGAAAUAAACAAUAAUAACAAUAGCAAUGAAGCGUUCAUAAAUGACAAAAUACAUUUGAAAGAUUCAAAAUUAUCACAAAUUGCUACAGAAAAAAGAAAUAUAACUAUCAAAAAUGAAUUACUUGACACUUUGGAUACUAAUAACAAAGAAAAUUGUGAAGAAUCAAAUUCUGCAAUAAAUACAUAUAAAAGAGAUAUAAACACACAGAAAAAUGAUAAAAGUAACGUAGAAAUCUCUAACAAAGACAGUAAAAUUAUUAAAUAUGAAACAUCAAAAAAAAUAUCAGAAGAACCAAAAAUUGAUGAUAAAUCUAUUUUAUCUGAUUUUAAACAAGAGUGUGUUAAUCCUACAAUUUCAACAGCUAUAGUAACAGUUAACAGUUAUAAAGAAUCACAAAUAAAAGAACAAACAUCUUUUAUAGCAGAUGAUGUAAAAUCAGAAAAUAUCAUAAAUAAAUGUUUUAUAUCAUCUUUGUCGGCAUCCCAUAUAAAGGAAGAAAUACAAAACGAAUCGCCUGGAAUCUGUCUUAACCUUGCUUUUCAAUCAUAUCCAGGUAAAAACGGUAAUAAAACAAUAAAAACUUUAGAUGCAUCAAGACCACUAGUAAGAAAAUCUGAUGAUAGUAUUACCAUAAUAAAAUCUAAGAUAAAACCUGAUAGCAAAGAAAUAAAAAUUCCAAUAGAUUCCGAAAACUAUAUGUUCAUACAAUUAAGGAAAGAUCAACCACAUUUAACACAAAAAAAUAAAUCUACGUUUACAAAACAAACACAGGAUGUAUCGGCUAUGGAAUUAAAUAAUAACAUUGAAUCCUUGCAAAAGACUUUAGCAAUAUUAUAUGAACUACAAUUGGUUCCUCUGCAAAAUGUAAUUAAAAGUUUAAAAGAAGAAAUUGACGAAUUAGCAAGGCAACAAUUCUGGCUGAAAGAGAAUUUGCAAAUAAAGAAAAAUAAACCAAUAAAAUUAAUCAACAUUAAUAAACGCUGUGGAUGUUUUAAGAGAUAUGGGAACAUUUAAAAAUCAUAUAUUCUUAUUUUAUAGCAAUUCUAAAAUAUAUUUUACAUACUCCGAAGUUGCAAUUUAUGCAUUUAAAUAAAUUUAUGGCAAAACGAAAAUAACGCAAUGCGAUUUAAAUAAUAAUGCGACAAGUUCCUCA